CAUGACUGUAAUACAAACAUAGAAACACAUACUAAAAAUGUUUAAUGAAAAAAGAGCUCAAUAAAACAUAUGCCUUUCUGUACUACACAGUAGAAUUAUAAUGCAAGCAAUUACUUUUUCAAGCAAACAUUGUGCACAAAACAAUGUUCAUUUACCAAUUAUUGGAUCUGAGAAAAUACUUCAAUUAAACCUAAUAUCAAUUAAAGUGUUUCGUUUUAUGAAGGGCAAUGUACCAAGAACUAUAUUUAUGGGAAACACGAAUAAAAUCCAAUUAAUGAGCUGCUGGGUUACUGGCACUAAUGUGGCUUUCAGUUACUCAUAGAACUUUCAGAAACUUAUUCUGAAGGCUGGGCGCAUCCACCCAUUUAAAAAUAUAAGCUGCAACUUAUUUUUCCUUCACUAGUAUCAGUCUUUCCUCCAGUAGUAGUAUCUUUUCACUGGUAGUCAAGUCACCAAUAAUUCUAUUGAACAACCUACACAGAUGUGAUUAAACUAAUUCCAUUGAAUGGGUUACUGAGUCAAACAUUCUCGAAACUUCAGCAAAAGGUUAGUUCUUUCUCAAGAUGCUGUUACUCCAUAUAACUCAGUACUAGGAUAAAAUAUCAUAGGAUGUUGGACCUCCUUCUUCCCUUGACAGUGACAGAUAAAUUCACAAAAUUACAAUGCUAAGAAUUUUCUAUCUUUUAGCUAGCGAAUUUAAUUUCAAAUCGUGAAUAGAUGAAAUGAUAUGGGUUGAUACACAACAUUAACUGGUUUCACUUCUGUUUAUCUCAUUAAGACUCCAAACUUGAGAUAACACCAAUUACGAAAAUAGACUUGUUUACUUCUUAGUUCUUUUAAGCCGGCAGUGCAUGCAGGUGGGCUGAGAGACCCAGGAUUCCUUUACUUUAAUAUUGCGAUUGCAGUUGGGGCACCCGUUACCACUGCUGCCAUGUCCUUUUCCUUCCAAUGAUACGAGUCAUACCUCUUUUGAGAAAGUGAGUACUGUUAUCCUUUCUAGUAGUGAGACAUUCCAAUUCAUUGUACAGGCCUCAGAGACCACCUGCAUGCACUUGCGCGGGCACUGA
Molecule: messenger RNA, 1067 nt
Organism: Gryllus bimaculatus (two-spotted cricket)
Lineage: Eukaryota; Metazoa; Arthropoda; Insecta; Orthoptera; Gryllidae
Source: the annotation of a GenBank genome assembly